Messenger RNA from Frankliniella occidentalis (western flower thrips), 1091 nucleotides. Its product is annotated as facilitated trehalose transporter Tret1-like. Gene Ontology annotation, biological process: transmembrane transport. Gene Ontology annotation, cellular component: membrane. The record is from RefSeq and is a predicted model, not a curated record. Bases 144 to 1076 code for a protein of 310 amino acids. Gene Ontology annotation, molecular function: transmembrane transporter activity. The transcript is spliced from 5 exons. Lineage: Eukaryota; Metazoa; Arthropoda; Insecta; Thysanoptera; Thripidae.
UCAGUCUGAGCGCACGCUGCGCUAAGAGUAGACCGAGCUAGUUCGUUACACCAAGGACCUGAAGGACCUGAGACAUAUCGCCGUGCAAUCUUAGAUCAUAGCCGCGACCGUCGGGCGGAGCUGACUGAGCCGAUCGGUCGGGUAUGGAAGUAAUGGAGGUGGAGGGGACCGCCGGCCUGGGCUCGGGCACCAGGCUGAUGAGGGGCAAGGACUCCAGCAGGAUCCUGCUGCAGCAUCUGGGCGCCAUGUCAGCAUCGAACGUCGGCACUAUCAUGGGCCUGGUGCUGGGCUGGUCGUCGGCGGCCAAGGCGGUCUACAGUGACCCGGAGCAGCAAGAGCUGCAAGGGUUCGCCGUGGACCUCGAACAGUGGUCCUGGGUCUCGUCCCUGUACGGCAUCGGCGGGCUGAUCGGCUCCCUCUCCGUCGGCAAGCUCGUCUUCUCGCUGGGCAGGAAGUGGGUCAUCCUGUCCGUGGGGCCCAUCACCAUGGCGGCCUGGGCGCUGCAUCUCUGGGCGACGUCGGUGUGGAUGCUGUGCGCGGGCCGGCUGCUCAUGGGCUUCGCGUGCGGCGCGUGCUGCGUCGCCACCCCCAUCUACAUCAGCGAGAUGUCGUCGCCCGGCAUCAGGGGCGCGCUGUCCACCUACUUUGAGAUCUUGCUGUGCCUGGGCAUCCUCAUCGUGUACACGAUGGGCAAGUUUCUGACCGUGUACUGGAUGAACGUGAUCUGCUUGCUCUUCUCCGUGGUGCACACCGCGUGUUUCGUGUGGUUCCCAGACACGCCCCGGUGGCACCUGCUGCACGGGCGAGAGAAGGCCGCCCGCCGCUCCCUGGUCUUCUACCGCGGCCCCCACUACGACGUGGACGACGAGAUCAAGCUCAUCACCGUGGGCAUCGAGGAGAGCAAGGCAACGGCCUUGAGCGGCUGGAAAGCAUUUUCUACCAGGCCAGCUAGGAAGGCUCUCAUCAUCACCGUAACCCUCAUGACCAUGCAGCAGGUCACCGGCGUCAACGCGACUACUUUCUACGCCAGCAAGCUGUUCGAGGUGAGUGAGCGGCGCCCUCCCGGCGUAUGCUGACAGAGAGGAGUGUGU